AUGAACAAUCAUUUUAAAUAUUAUUUUCUUCAGCAAACUGAACAACAUUUACCAUCGAAGAUCAGUAAAAAUUUUAGUUCCUUUCAAGCAGAUGAAAGAAAUAACCGCGGUGAGACUCUCAUCAUGUCAGUUGUCAAAUAUGAACCAGAUUUAGCUAAUCAAAUUCGACAUAUCAAUUUGUUAGUUCGUUAUGGAUGUGACCCAUCUGAACCAGAAACACGGCAGAAUCGAACACCAUUAAUGGUCGCCUGUUUGAUGAGAAAUGAACGAAUUGCACGCCACCUAAUAUCGCUAAAUGCGAAUUUGUUAAUUGCUGAUAAGAUGGGGAAUACAGCUUUGAUGUAUGCCGUUUUGUAUUCAAAUUCUUCGCUUGUGAACUUUAUUUCUGAUACACUAUUUCGGAAAUCAUGUAUCGAAGCAUUUCGGGCUAAGAAUUUGUUGGGAGAAACAGCUGAAAUUUUGGCCAGAAAAAAUGAAAAAUUUUUAUUGUCAAUGCUGAUAAAAAAAUAUCGCCUAAAGCUAGUGAAAGAACUUAACAAUUGUGUACAAUGGAAUAGUUCACAAGCUCAAAAAUACUCAUCAUGGAAUCUUUUUUUUAUACUAUUCAAGGUAAUAUAUAUAUUUAUAAAACUAGAAGAAUUCUUUUUGUUCUUUUAA
Messenger RNA from Dracunculus medinensis (Guinea worm), 657 nucleotides. The record is from the annotation of a GenBank genome assembly. Lineage: Eukaryota; Metazoa; Nematoda; Chromadorea; Rhabditida; Dracunculidae.